Molecule: messenger RNA, 402 nt
Organism: Hydra vulgaris (swiftwater hydra)
Lineage: Eukaryota; Metazoa; Cnidaria; Hydrozoa; Anthoathecata; Hydridae
Source: RefSeq, a predicted model, not a curated record
UAUCAUGUUAAUGGAAUGAAUGAAACAUCACAUCAUGUUAGUGGAAUGAAUGAAACAUCACAUCAUGUUAGUGGAAUGAAUGAAACAUCACAUCAUGUUAGUGGAAUGAAUGAAACAUCACAUCAUGUUAGUGGAAUGAAUGAAACAUCACAUCAUGUUAGUGGAAUGAAUGAAACAUCACAUCAUGUUAGUGGAAUGAAUGAAACAUUACAUCAUGUUAGUGGAAUGAAUGAAACAUUACAUCAUGUUAGUGGAAUGAAUGAAACAUCACAUCAUGUUAGUGGAAUGAAUGAAACAUCACAUCAUGUUAGUGGAAUAAAUGAAACAUCACAUCAUGUUAGUGGAAUGAAUGAAACACCACAUCAUGUUAGUGGAAUAAACGAGUUUAAAGAAAUUUCUUAA